UGUUUAUGACGCAAAGGCUUGGGUGUUUUUUUUUUCGUUCGUAUAGUCAAACGGCAACUAUCCCGCGAUCGAAAAUGGGGGCGUCGAACCGCAGUACGCAAGUGGCUCUUUGCAUUUCCGGAAUUUCAUUUCUGCUUUUUAUCAUUGCGUUUUCAACACCCUAUUGGUUGGUUACAGAUGGGCGUUUAGAAAAGCCACGCUUUACCAAUCUGGGUCUAUGGGAAGUGUGCUUCAAUGAUUUUCAGGAUAUUCACCGUUUCUACGACAACCCUUUCAACGGAUGCAUGUGGGUCUUUGAAGAGGAAUACUACAUCAUACAUGAUUUUCUACUACCGGGGUUCUAUAUAGCAGUGCAGCUAUUUGCAACGCUUUGCUUCGUCAUGUGCCUUAUUGGCCUGCCUCUUACACUGGCCUUCUUGAGGACCUCUCGCGACGAUGAUCGAUACGUUGUGCUGCUACUGACCAUUGGGUCUUGCCAAGUGUUGGGCUCGAUUUUCGGAUUUAUUGCCGUAGUAAUUUUCGGUGCCAAGGGAGACUCUCGGGACUGGAUGCCUGGAUGGCAGAAUAAUGACAUGGGCUGGUCGUUUGCGUUGGGCGUGGUUGGAGCUGUGUUGUUGUUACCUGGAGGAAUACUUUACAUGGUUGAAGCCCGUCGCGAACGCUACAAGCGCCUCAACGAAAUAAGUAAUCGGGAAGUUAGCGAAUACGGAGAUGACUGCUAUCAGCACCAGGCAAAUGUCGCAACGACCCCGACUGCUCCAUCACCGUCCCAAUCUUACUUUGCACCAGAGCCAAGCCGUCCACGUCGUCCUCAGUCAGGACGUACGCCUAACAUUCCGCCACAUGGAGGAAUUCAAACAGAUAUAUAACUGUUAAAGUCACCCAAUCUAAACAUAUCUACACAUAUAUUUUAGUAACGUGUCUCGAUUAUUAAUUUUUACUUGAUUCAUUCCAUCAAUUAGAGUGUAUCCAAUUGUAAUCACAGUUAAUUGAAACAUAUCCGUCCAUUAA
This is a messenger RNA of Drosophila subobscura, 1011 nucleotides long. RefSeq lists its product as uncharacterized. The coding region runs from base 6 to 869 and encodes 287 amino acids. Lineage: Eukaryota; Metazoa; Arthropoda; Insecta; Diptera; Drosophilidae. The transcript has a single exon. The record is from RefSeq and is a predicted model, not a curated record. Gene Ontology annotation, biological process: regulation of tube size, open tracheal system; septate junction assembly. Gene Ontology annotation, cellular component: septate junction; membrane.